Prorocentrum cordatum is the source of this 1260-nucleotide messenger RNA. Lineage: Eukaryota; Dinophyceae; Prorocentrales; Prorocentraceae. The record is from the annotation of a GenBank genome assembly.
AUGGCGGCGUCGGGCGCCGCGGGGCUGCUGGCGGCGCCCGCCGGGCGGCCCGCGGGCGCGGGCAGCUAUGGCGCAAUGAAGCCGCCGGCCAAUGCUGGCAUCGUCUGCGAAGCAGAGCUGGCCAAGGCCGCCCUCCAGAAGACCGAGCAGAAGGUCUCUGCGCCCCAGAUGGUCUUGAACCUUGUGGCCGGUGGCCUCGGUUCUGGUAUAUUUAGCCUUCCGUGGAGCACUGCCGGCGCGUCGCUGAUCCCGUCGGUGGCGAUCGUCGCUGGGGUCUUGCUCGUCAACGGUUGGACCAUCAUGAUAUUGGUCGAGGCUGCAGAGCGAAAGAACACCUUCGACCUCGGCGGGCUGCUCGCGCACCUGCCUGGCGCGGCUGGCCCGGUCAUGCAGUGGCUGUGCAACGGGCUCGUUUGGCUGUCAGGGUACAUGAGCCUUGUGAGCUACUUCAUCAUUAUUGCUGACUCGAUACUCCCGUUUGCAGCCAGUGCCAGCGUCUUGCAGAACCGGGGCACUGUGGUCUGCCUCGUGGCCAUCGCUGUGGUCCCGCUCAGCUUCAUGAGCCAGCGGGACAUGUCUUGGACGUCGUUGGCCGUGGUCUUGGCCAACUUGUAUAUUUUCGCGCUGCUCGCGCGCCUGUACGAGGUUGACCCCGCGCCAGCGGACGUCUGCAUCCUCGGCUUCUCUCGGGGCAACAUCGCGAUGGUUAGCGCGAUGAUGCAGGCGAUCGUCGUCCAGAUGUGCGUGCUGCCGAUGUACGGCUCCCUGGAGGGGCGCAGCCCCAGGGCGUUCCUUGGAGUACUGGUGACAGGCUUCUCGUGCUUGUUUGCGAUCUUCACAGCCUUCUCCGUGGUGGCGUACCUGACCUUCGGGCCCGAGGUGCACGGGAACGUGCUGGUGGAUCUACCCCACAAUUUCUGGGGCAACUUGGCGCGCCUCGCGGCGUCUCUCAGCGUCCUGGGGGUCUUCCCGCUGAUCCUCAUGCCCAUGAUGGCGCCCAUUCAGGCCUGGCCGCGCCUGCGAGAGCGGGGCGCGCGGUGCAGGGAUGCUGUGACGAACUUGGUCAAGUUUGGUCUCAUCGGUGCUGUCACCGUCGCAGCGUAUUACAUCCACGACCUUGGAUUCAUGAACGUCGUAAACGGGGCGAUGUGCAUAGGCAGAUGCGUUCCUUCACUUGUUGGCUGGCUUGAAUGUGUGGUCGAGAGGGGAGAUUGGGUGCAGAUGGAAGCGCUGGAACACCCGUUUUUUUGUCCCAGGUAG